AUGCCGGUCAAAUCCGGUCAAGACCGGUUCACGUUAACCGGUCUGGUCCUUUGCGGUCUUGGUCCGGUCUGGUUACGGUCUUUUUCCAGUCACAAGACCGGACUUCCAAACACUAGCGAAGCCCUCGGUUCCUGCAUGUGGGCCCAGGUUGCAACACGUCCUGACAUCGCUUUCGCCCUCAGCAUAUUAUCAUGUUUCCAGACUAACCCCAGACCAGCCCACUAG
This is a messenger RNA of Laccaria bicolor S238N-H82, 225 nucleotides long. RefSeq lists its product as uncharacterized. The coding region runs from base 1 to 225 and encodes 74 amino acids. Lineage: Eukaryota; Fungi; Basidiomycota; Agaricomycetes; Agaricales; Hydnangiaceae. The record is from RefSeq and is a predicted model, not a curated record. The transcript is spliced from 2 exons.